This is a messenger RNA of Saprolegnia parasitica CBS 223.65, 285 nucleotides long. RefSeq lists its product as hypothetical. The record is from RefSeq and is a predicted model, not a curated record. The coding region runs from base 1 to 285 and encodes 94 amino acids. The transcript is spliced from 2 exons. Lineage: Eukaryota; Oomycota; Saprolegniomycetes; Saprolegniales; Saprolegniaceae.
AUGAUGACGUUUGACAGUGCGACCCUCGGCAGUGCAGAGGCGCUACUCCUUCUCUCCAACAACCUCCUUCUGCUUGGCCCGCUCGUCUUCUCGCUCGGUGCCAUGGUCGUGCGCGCGUCGCUCUGUUCCCAAGUCGUCUUGCUCCACUGCGACGCCGACACGCUCUCGAGCAACUUGCUCGUACUCGGUCCGCUCGUCGUCUCGCUCGGCAUGAUGGUCCUCCGCGCGUCCAUUUGCUCCCAAGUCGUCUUGCUCCAGUACUACGACGCCGACAGUAUCGUCUAG